AUGGUGAAGGCACGAAAGUACGUCGUAGUGAAAAGAUUCGACGGUCUUCCGAAAAGAUCAGACUUCGAAAUAGUUGAAUAUGAACUUCCACCAUUGAAAGACGGCGAAAUAUUGAUUAAGGCGGAAUGGAUAAGCGUAGAUCCAUAUCUUCGAGCAUUUCAUUCAGCGUUUACAUUACCCUACGAUCAGUUCAGCGUUCAGGUUGGAGUUGUUCAAGAAUCGAGAGAUCCAAAAUAUCCAAUCGGUACUAAAGUUGUAUCCCACAAAGGAUGGUGCGAUUAUACAAUAGCUAAAGAAAAUGAGAUCAUUCCAAGCAACAAUAUCCCGGAUACCGUUUACAAAAUACCAGAUCUGAAAGGACUUUCUGAAUCAUUGGCCGUAGGAACAGUCGGAAUGCCAGGCGUUUCGGCUUAUUUUGGAUUUUUGGACAUAUGCAAACCUAAACCCGGUGAAACUGUGGUAGUGACUGGAGCAGCGGGCGCUGUCGGCUCGUUGGUUGGACAAAUCGCUAAAAUAAAGGGAUGCAAAGUUAUCGGAUUCGCUGGUUCUGAUGAAAAAGUCAACUGGCUAGAGAAGGAGCUCGGGUUCGACAAAGCUAUUAAUUACAAAACUGCCAAUAUCGAAAAGGGCCUUAAAGCGGCUGCACCCAACGGCGUAGAUUGCUACUUCGAUAACGUUGGAGGGGAGAUAAGCACUAUAAUAAUGAACCAAAUGAACGAAUUAGGACGAGUCACGAUAUGCGGAUGCAUAAGUGUAUACAACGAAGAUUUAGACAAACUGCCAAAAGGUGCAAUGUUGCAACCUAUGAUUUUAUUCAAAGAGCUGAAAGUAGAAGGUUUUAUAAUUUGGAGGAAAUUUAAUCGUUGGAAUGAAGGAUUUUCACAAAUUGUCGAGUGGAUUAAAAAUGGACAAGUAAAAACAAAGGAACAUAUCACGGAGGGCUUCGAUAAUCUAUAUGAUGCGUUUAUCGGCAUGUUAAACGGACAGAACAUGGGUAAAGCAGUUGUUAAGAUUUAA
Danaus chrysippus (African queen) is the source of this 1017-nucleotide messenger RNA. NCBI's taxonomy places the organism in Eukaryota, Metazoa, Arthropoda, Insecta, Lepidoptera, Nymphalidae. The record is from the annotation of a GenBank genome assembly.